ACUCGGCUUCUUGGAGAAUAGAAUAUAUAUAACCCUGAAAAACUCUGUUUCCAUCUUUUUACCAAAAAAAUCCAUUUCUCCUCUUCCUCCAGAUCUGUCUCGAAGACCGUUUAACCGAAUCCAUGGAGAAACCGUACGGAUACGCGAGCGUGAGCAUGAGCGGCGUAGAUCGUUCCUCCGCCGCGAAGGAUAUCGAUCUCGAGAUGGGAGAGGCGACGCUUUACCCAGGGCUAAGCUACGGCGAGAAUCAACUCCGUUGGGGAUUCAUCCGCAAGGUGUACGGGAUUCUCUCGGCCCAGCUCCUCCUCACCACUCUUAUCUCCGCCGUCGUUGUCCUUAAUCCUCCGGUCAACGAUCUCCUUACCGGAUCUCCCGGCCUUCUCCUCUUCCUCUGCAUCAUCCCUUUCGUCUUGAUUUGGCCACUUCACGUUUACCACCAGAAGCAUCCUGUUAACCUCAUCCUCCUUGCCCUCUUCACUAUCUCCUUGAGCUUCACCGUUGGUGUCAGUUGCGCUAUGACAGAAGGAAGAAUCGUCCUUGAAGCCUUGAUAUUGACACUCUCCGUGGUCGGAUCUCUAACCGCAUACACUUUCUGGGCUGCAAAGAAAGGCAAAGACUUCAGCUUCCUUGGACCCAUUCUCUUCACCAGCCUCAUCAUUCUUGUGGUGACCAGCUUCAUGCAGAUGUUCUUCCCGCUUGGCCCGACCUCUGUUGCAAUUUAUGGAGGAAUCAGUGCGCUGGUGUUCUGUGGAUACAUUGUCUAUGAUACCGACAAUCUCAUCAAGCGUUUCACAUACGACGAGUACAUUCUCGCGUCGGUGGCUCUAUACUUGGACAUCCUAAAUCUCUUCUUGACAAUAUUGCGUAUUCUGAGGCAAGGUGACAACUGAAGAAGCCAUAGUGAUGGAAGUUAUCAACCAUAAACAGAACCCAAGUCUUUUAUGUGAUUUACAUUUGUGUGUAUAUCGGACUUAUGUUUCGAGUUUUUUACUAUAUGCUGCUAUGUGAUUAAACGUUUGGCAAAACAAGUUCAAGCAGAGUCAAUUUUCAAAGUGAAAUAAAUUUGGUAAUUUUAAACAUGAGAAAGAUAACCAUCUCUUUUGUUUCUUCAAGAUUUGCACAAGGUUUGCAAGCGUGGCCAGCUUUGUAUGAAUCUGGCCUGAGCAUUUGGUUUCGGUCCAGAUGAUUCAGAUUUUUGGUAUUAUUUUCAUAAGUGUCAUUUGGGUUUUACUAGUUAUCGUACUGUAUCCGCUUCAUUUUGGUUCGGAUCGAAUUUAACCAAUGGUUAAAAUCAUCCAAAUUUUUUUUUUUAAAAC
Eruca vesicaria subsp. sativa (arugula) is the source of this 1316-nucleotide messenger RNA. The record is from the annotation of a GenBank genome assembly. Lineage: Eukaryota; Viridiplantae; Streptophyta; Magnoliopsida; Brassicales; Brassicaceae.